AAGAAGAAGAACACAUAUUUCUCUCUUUUUUAUUUUUCGCAUUUACAUGCUUAUUUAAGAGUAUUGGCUUGGAGAAAUUUCACGAAGAAAAAUAAGUCAUUUAGCUAAAAAUUCAUGUCUUUGGCUUUUGCUUCUUGUUCUUAACAAGCAUUGAUUUGUAUCUCUUCUGGUGCAGCAAUCAAAAUAGAUUGCAAAAAUGCCAUCAUAGAUUCUAUAGCAGGUGAAUAUCUUCUUCCUCAAGCAUGGAAUAAAGUGAGCCACUGAAGAAAGAAUGGAUUAUUCGCAUAGCCUGCCAUGGUUCCUUCCACAACAAAGAUGCUCUCAAGUUGUAACACAAAGCCAUGGGUUGCUGCACACCAAGGACCUCCUCUCCAACAAGGCGAAGCAACCGCAGAGAAGAUCUGCUUCUCCAAAUCCCAGGUGCUUCGGUCUACUUAAUGGAAGAUGGAGGAGAUGCACCGGUUGAGCUUGCCAAGGGGGACUUCACCGUUCUCAGGAUCACAGAAGAUGACAUGGUGUUAGCAACAGUGGUGAGAGUUGGAGCUGAUCUCCGAUGGCCCUUGACGAAGGAUGAGCCUGUCAUCAAGCUCGACCUUCUCCAUUACCUCUUUACCUUGCCUUGCAAAGAUGGUGGGUUCUUAAACUACGGGGUUUCCUUUGCUGCUCCACAUGGAGGCUUGGCUUCUCUGGAAAUGUUCCUCAAGGAGAACGCAUGUUUCUCUGCUCCUUCGGAUGCUUCGUCCUCGUUGAAGAGGAACUCCUCUUAUGAGGUUUACUGGAAGGAUUACACGCCAAGAAUUGAGGACUAUAAUGGAGUUUUGGCCAAGGCCAUUGCAGGAGGGACUGGAGAGAUUGUGAAAGGGAUAUUUAAGUGCAGCAAUGCAUACACCAGUCAGGUUCAAAAGGGAGCCACUCUGCUUCAGCCUCAAGAUGCAGCAAGCAACACCAAUGCAUCUGCUGGGAGGAAUAAAAGUGACAACAGAUCUGAGUCGAUGAAGAAGAGUGGCGAAAUCAAUAAGGCCAUCCGAAGGGUGAGGAAGCUGUCGGAGAUGACAGAGAAGAUGAGCAGGACAUUGCUUGAUGGUGUUGUUCUGGUGACCAGCUCUGUGUCAGUGCCCCUGGUUCGAUCCAAAGCUGGGAAAUCUCUGCUGGCUACAAUACCAGGAGAGGUUCUUCUGGCCUCACUUGAUGCAAUUAACAAAGUUCUUGAUGCAGUAGAGGCUGCUGAAAGAAGCACUCUUGCUGCCACUUCAAAUGUGGUCUCGGGAGCCGUAUCCAAGAGGUUUGGGGAGAGUGCAGGAGAAGCAACAGACGAUGUGUUUGCAACCGCAGGCCAUGCAAUUGGAACUGCAUGGAACCUAUUCAAGAUCAGGAAGGCCAUUAGUCCUUCUUCCUCUCUCCAGUCAUCAAUACUCAAGACUGCAGUCAGGAAGAAGUGACUGCUGUAUCAAGCAGAGAUGAAGCUAGUAUCACCAGGUGAUUAGAUUGCAGUAUGGAAUGGAAAUGGAACUUCACUAUUGAAUGUAUGAUUGUGAAGAAGAAAGUUAUACUGCUGUAUAUAAAGUGGUAACAAGGUUUCGAUAAUACCAGCAUAUUAUAAUUGAAAUGUAUAUAAUUGUAAGUUCA
This is a messenger RNA of Musa acuminata subsp. malaccensis (wild Malaysian banana), 1626 nucleotides long. RefSeq names its product senescence/dehydration-associated protein At4g35985, chloroplastic. The record is from RefSeq and is a predicted model, not a curated record. NCBI's taxonomy places the organism in Eukaryota, Viridiplantae, Streptophyta, Magnoliopsida, Zingiberales, Musaceae. Gene Ontology annotation, cellular component: plasma membrane.